UGUUUCUGCAAAACACUAUAAAUAAUUAGCCUAUUGUAUCCGCUCUUCCCAAAAGCGGAGAACUAUAAUCGAAAGAAGAAACAAAUAAACAAACAUUUAAGAUAAAUUGUAUUUUGCUCAAUAUAAUUGUGUCCUGUACAUAUAUUUUCUAUCUGCAAGAGAGCGGAAUGUCGGAGUUUGUUUUUAUGAAUUGCAGAUCCCAUUAACAAGAAGAUGGAUUUCUACUAUUUGCCGGAAUCUGCCCCAUGUCGUUCAAUUUUGAUGACCGCUAAGGCUCUUGGUCUCGAAUUAAAUCUAAAACCCACCAAUUUGAUGGCUGGUGAACAUCGCACUCCAGAGUUUUUAAAGAUCAAUCCACAACAUACCAUACCAACUUUGAACGAUCACGGCUUCAUCCUUUGGGAAUCUCGUGCCAUCUUAGUAUAUUUAGUUGAAAAAUACGGCAAAACAAGCUCCUUGUAUCCAACCGAUGUUCAAAGUCGUGCCAUCGUCAACCAGAGAUUGUACUUUGAUAUGGGAGUCCUCUAUCAACGAUUUGCUGAAUAUUUAUAUCCACAAGUCUUUGCCAAGGCUCCCGCUGAUCCUGAAAAGCUUAAGAGGUUGGAAGAAGGUGUUGGUUUCUUGAACACGUUCCUCGAAGAAAGCAAAUAUGCCGCUGGGGAUAGUCUCACAUUAGCUGAUCUUGCUCUGGUUGCUACCGUUUCUUCCAUUGAACCCCUUAAGGGAUUUGAUAUAACAAAAUAUGCAAACGUAGUUAGAUGGUACCAGUUGUGUAAAAAAACUAUUUUUGGUUAUGACCUUAAUGAAGCUGGUCUUGAGGUAUUUAAAUCCAGAUUCAUCAAAUAAAAUUCUGUAGACUUUACUGUAAAUAAUGCCUCAGUG
This is a messenger RNA of Hermetia illucens (black soldier fly), 882 nucleotides long. Its product is annotated as glutathione S-transferase D1-like. NCBI's taxonomy places the organism in Eukaryota, Metazoa, Arthropoda, Insecta, Diptera, Stratiomyidae. Gene Ontology annotation, biological process: glutathione metabolic process. The transcript has 2 exons. Gene Ontology annotation, molecular function: glutathione transferase activity. The coding region runs from base 214 to 846 and encodes 210 amino acids. The record is from RefSeq and is a predicted model, not a curated record.